Gorilla gorilla gorilla (western lowland gorilla) is the source of this 2114-nucleotide messenger RNA. It is a transcript of the gene C1QL2, whose product is annotated as complement C1q like 2. NCBI's taxonomy places the organism in Eukaryota, Metazoa, Chordata, Mammalia, Primates, Hominidae. The record is from RefSeq and is a predicted model, not a curated record. Gene Ontology annotation, molecular function: protein binding. The transcript is spliced from 2 exons. Bases 692 to 1555 code for a protein of 287 amino acids.
AGGAGGAACCGCGCCUUCACCGCCUCUGCCGAGGACGCCGCCAGAUAGGAGGCUGAUGACAUGAGGGCUCCGUCUCCCGAGUGAUGGCAGCGCGCGCUGCUUCGCCGCCUCCGCCGCUCAGCCCCGGACUCCUUACGUCAGGGUAGCUGGGUCCCCCCUCCGCGCGGGAGCCAGCGAACAGCGAGAGAGCACAGCAGAGCGCGCCGCGGAGCCGGGGCGCUCUCACUGCGCGAGAAGCCCCGCCAAACCCAGCGGAGCGGAGCCUGGCAGGAGGCAGCGCCGCGGAGCCAGCGCCGCGGAGCCAGCGCCGGACGCCGCAAGCAGACUCCCCGGCCAGCGCAAGCACUCCCUGGCCGGCGCCGGACCCUCGGGGCGCCGCGUUCGUCUUGUGUGCCCCACGUCAUGCGCGCAGGCGUUCGCGGCUCUCCCGACCAGCCCCAGCGCGGUGGGCCCAGGCGCAGAGGUCCCGGCGCCUCUCGCUGAAGUAGUUGGGUGGCCGGGGCUGGGGGUCGCCACGUCGGGGGCGCGGCCAGGACCCGCGGAGCCGGCCCCCGAGCGCGGGGAGCGGGGCCGCCCGCGCCGCCCCACCAUUACCUCCCCGGGCGGCAAGGAGGAGCUGGUGGCGGUCGCCUCCCGGCUGUGGCAGCGGCGGCGGCGUGCCUGCCUGGCGGCCGUCGGCGUACUCUUGGCCAUGGCGCUCGGGCUGCUCAUCGCCGUGCCGCUGCUGCUGCAGGCGGCGCCCCGAGGCGCCGCGCACUAUGAGAUGAUGGGCACCUGCCGCAUGAUCUGCGACCCUUACACUGCCGCGCCCGGCGGGGAGCCCGCGGGUGCAAAGGCGCAGCCACCCGGACCCAGCACCGCCGCCCUGGAAGUCAUGCAGGACCUCAGCGCCAACCCUCCGCCUCCUUUCAUCCAGGGACCCAAGGGCGACCCGGGGCGACCGGGCAAGCCAGGGCCGCGGGGGCCCCCUGGAGAGCCGGGCCCGCCUGGACCCAGGGGCCCUCCGGGAGAGAAGGGCGACUCGGGGAGGCCCGGGCUGCCAGGGCUGCAACUGACGGCGGGCACGGCCAGCGGCGUCGGGGUGGUGGGCGGCGGGGCCGGGGUAGGUGGCGAUUCCGAGGGUGAAGUGACCAGUGCGCUGAGCGCCACCUUCAACGGCCCCAAGAUCGCCUUCUAUGUGGGUCUCAAGAGCCCCCACGAAGGCUAUGAGGUGCUGAAGUUCGACGACGUGGUCACCAACCUCGGCAAUCACUAUGACCCCACCACGGGCAAGUUCAGCUGCCAGGUGCGCGGCAUCUACUUCUUCACCUACCACAUCCUCAUGCGCGGCGGCGACGGCACCAGCAUGUGGGCGGACCUCUGCAAGAACGGGCAGGUCCGGGCCAGCGCCAUUGCACAGGACGCCGACCAGAACUACGACUACGCCAGUAACAGCGUGGUGCUGCACUUGGAUUCAGGGGACGAAGUGUACGUGAAGCUGGAUGGCGGGAAGGCUCACGGAGGCAAUAAUAACAAGUACAGCACGUUCUCGGGCUUUCUUCUGUACCCGGAUUAGGGGCGCGGGGGGUGCGAGGCGGGGUGGCUGCAGGCCGCCCGGUCUCCGCCCGGGCGCGGCUCCUUGGCAAAGGCCACUCUCGAUUCAUAACACUUCCUGACAUCUCCUUUGGAAAAGACAAAUCCCUGCCUCCUCCCUGCCCCGCUCCUGGCCUCAGUGCGUCUGCGACCCACCACGCUCAGGGCUGUGCUCCUGGUCUCCAUCCCCAUCCCGGCGAGGGAGGAAGGGACGCCCGAGCCCUUGAGGCGGCGGCACAGACUUUGCAAACCUGAUUAGACUGGACUGGCAGGGCCGGGAGCCUGCCCUCCUCAGACAGCCUCCUCCCAGUGCCUAGAAGCGGAGGGCUCCGGGCCCUGGCCAGGGAGAUAGGCCAGAGGGAGCGCGGGCUUCCUGGGGCGUCCUUCUUUGUGACCCGAAAUACUUGUGCAGAUUUCCCUGUCCAUCAGCCAAAACCCCACCCACAGCAGAAUUCCAGCAAACAGAAAAUUCACCUCUCCACACCGCAUUCCCUCCUGACUCAGACUCACCGCGAUGCAUUAAAUUAUGUUUUUAGACUAUG